UUAUAAUGCCAGUUGCUAUCAAUUCUCAAUAUCAUCAAGUUUAUGACUUCAAACAUAGUAUUGUUAAAGAAAUCUUAUCAGCAUCCAAUUAUUAUGACGUAUUAAAUGUUGAUAGAACUGCUACAACAGAUGAAAUACGAAAAGCAUAUAUACAAAAAAGUAGAGCAUGUCAUCCUGAUAAAAUACCAAAUGAUCCUCGAGCCACUGAAUGUUUUCAACGUCUUGUUUUAGCUCAUGAAACUCUGAUCAAUCCAACAGCACGACUAAAAUACGACAUCACCGAGGAUAAUGAUAAUUAUGAUAUCAGUACUCAUGUUGAAGAUGAAGAAUCUACCCAGGAGGUUUUUGAAAGGGUUGUGCAUCAGUUGUAUUCGGAGAUGAUAGAUGGUGAAUUUCAAACCAUGCGUGUCAUAUUAAGUGCUAUCAAUGAAAUCCAUCCUUACUUGAACUUAUCCAAUGAAAUUAUCAAUCAUACUGAAGAUGCAUUCAAAAUGAUUAGGGGAUUGUUAUUUUCAACGCAAAAAUAUUACAAAGUGGUACAGUUUGAAUUGAUUCGACUCUAUGAUCUUCAACAGGAAAUGCGUCUACUUGGUUUAUUUGAUAUCAAAAAAAGGAUUCAACUUUCAAUCUCUAUGGGUGUACUUUUAUUGGAAAUACCAAUUAUCAUCAACAACUCUUCAAAAGAAAAUCAUCAUUCAGGUGUACUUGGUACCAUGAUGGAAUCUGCUUUGGGAUCAAUGAUAUAUGUUUUACAAUGUAUAGCUUAG
Molecule: messenger RNA, 767 nt
Organism: Halteromyces radiatus
Lineage: Eukaryota; Fungi; Mucoromycota; Mucoromycetes; Mucorales; Cunninghamellaceae
Exons: 6
Coding region: 6-767 (253 amino acids)
Biological process (GO): spliceosomal complex disassembly
Cellular component (GO): spliceosomal complex
Source: RefSeq, a predicted model, not a curated record